This is a messenger RNA of Xyrauchen texanus (razorback sucker), 2153 nucleotides long. RefSeq names its product serine-aspartate repeat-containing protein I-like. Bases 170 to 1450 code for a protein of 426 amino acids. Lineage: Eukaryota; Metazoa; Chordata; Actinopteri; Cypriniformes; Catostomidae. The transcript has 33 exons. Gene Ontology annotation, biological process: homotypic cell-cell adhesion; positive regulation of neutrophil extravasation; T cell extravasation. The record is from RefSeq and is a predicted model, not a curated record.
CCCAUUAAAGUUUGUUCAACAAAAGGUUGUGUGAAAGUUGCACACCAACUUUAUGCAUGCGUGCGAACACGUUGUAGCUCAUUGAUAAAUCCAUAAAAAACCUAACUAUAGAAUUUUAAAGUAUUUCUUUUCUUGGGGACCGCAUUAGCUUAGUUUAAUUCAACCCACAAUGAUGUCAUACUUGUGGAUUUUCUGUUUGGGAAGUUUAAUCGUCACUGGAGUGAGGAUGCAAGAAGAUGCUGUUGAAGACGCUGAGAAUGCUGAGUCUGCGGCAGAUGACCUCGCCCCAGCAGAUGGAAAGGAAUCAACGGUUCCUGAUAAUGCCAACACCGCUGCAGAAGAUUUACCGCAAGAUUCAGACGACACAUCUGUCAGUGAUGCUGAUGGAGAGGCUGCUGCGGCUGAUCCAGUAGAGCCUGAAGAUGUAGAAGAGCCUGCGAUCCCUGCAGAUCCUGAAGCUGAAGACAUGAUCCCUGAACCAGAAGCUGCAUCAGACGUUGAGCCCACAGCAGAGAGUUCUGAAGAAUCAACAGCAGCUGAAGCAGAACCUGCUGAAGAAGAAGAAGCUCCUGCGGACGCAGAUGGAAGUGAUGUGACUGUAACAGAUGAUGCAGGUGAUGAGGAAGUAACAGAUGCUGCAGGCGAUGCAGAUGCCGAUGCUGCAGUCGAUGCAGAUGCAGAUGAUACAGGCGAUGCAGAUGCAGGCCUAGAUGCUGCAGGCGAUGCAGAUGCCGAUGCUGCAGGCGAUGCAGAUGCAGAUGCUGCAGUCGAUGCAGAUGCGGAUGCUGCAGGUGAUGCAGAUGCCGAUGCUGCAGUCGAUGCAGAUGCGGAUGCUGCAGGUGAUGCAGAUGCCGAUGCUGCAGUCGAUGCAGAUGCGGAUGCUGCAGGUGAUGCAGAUGCCGAUGCUGCAGGCGAUGCAGAUGUAACAGUCAAUCCGCAGGUUGAUGAACCUGAAGUCACUCAAACAGAAGCUCCAGAGGAACCAGCACAAGAGGAACCAAGUGAAGAUGAAGCAGAUACACCUGAAGGUCCUGCUGAAACAGACUCCAGUGAAGUAACAGAGGAAACAGUUGAAGAAAUUGCGAAAGCUGGGAGAGGAUUUGCUCUGUCUGGCACUUUCCCUGAUUUAGAUGAGGACCCUCAACUAGAAGAGGAUUUAGCAGAGAAUGAAUUUGGCGAUGCAGACACGCACAGCGCAAGUGACAGCGGUCCUGGGAAAGCACACAGUGCCGGAGCAUCGUCUGGCCCAAGUGACCGUGGAUCUGGUACUGUUGUUGGUGUUGUUUGUGGAAUCGCAGUGGCGGCCGUGGGUGCAAUUGCAGGUUACUUCACAUAUCAGAAGAAAAAACUGUGUUUCAAAGUCCAAAGAGGUGACCCAGAGAGCGCCAAAGAAGAGAACGGCACACAGAACGACCCUCAAGUUUUAAGCAAUCUUCUGCCUUCAUCAUGAAUGUACCAGUGAACGUGUCGUGCGAGCGCUGAAUUCCCAUGAUGCUACUGUGAACUGGUUCACAUCGGAACAGCAUGUUAUAACAACACAUAUCUACACAGCUUAAGGAUCAUGCUGCCCUUCACAAAUAAAUGGGUUUUCAUCAUAAAUUCACAGUUGAAUGGAUAAACACACAAAUGUCAAUUUCACAUUCAUUUAAAGUCCCUGUGUCAGAUAACAGUCCUUAUUCAUAAUCUCAUUUCCUUCUGUUUCGACUACAGUUCUAGUUAACAAGGACUGUUUUUGUUUUGAAUGUAGUUUCACAGUUUAAAUGGUGUGUUGUGUGCAUGUGUGUGUGUGUGUGUGUGUGUGUGUGUGUGUGUGUGUGUGUGUGUGUGCGCGUGCAUGUGUGUGUGUGUGUGUGUGUGUGCGUGCAUGACAGCCUUUUUUGGAUGAGGCAUUUUCAUUUUAAUUAAAAAUUAGUUUCUUGCUAUAUCGUUAAUCACAUUGUUUUGUUUGAUGUCAAGCAGCCACUGAUACGUAUAAAUCAGACCUGAAACUGUGGAAUAAUUCACAAAAUGAAAUUUUGUUCUGACCAAAUAGACAUUUUUUUAAAUUCUGUAAAUACUUUGUUUUUGACUUUGAAUAAAGGGUUGAUUCUGUUUAAAUGACUGUACAGUUAAUUGCACACUGUUUCAAAAUGAAAAUAAAAUGACCAACCAGA